Molecule: messenger RNA, 2277 nt
Organism: Colossoma macropomum (tambaqui)
Lineage: Eukaryota; Metazoa; Chordata; Actinopteri; Characiformes; Serrasalmidae
Gene: csk
Product: C-terminal Src kinase
Exons: 13
Coding region: 277-1629 (450 amino acids)
Biological process (GO): regulation of Fc receptor mediated stimulatory signaling pathway; protein phosphorylation; adherens junction organization
Molecular function (GO): ATP binding; protein binding; protein tyrosine kinase activity
Source: RefSeq, a predicted model, not a curated record
GGUUGAUUUGAUCGUUUGAUUCUGUGAAAAGUACGGAGGCUUCUAACGAGUCUGGAGCGGCGCCUCUUUGUAUGCGGAUGCUGAUCAAAGUUGCUCUCUUAUCACCUUGUGCAGUGGAAUGAGGCUUUGACUGAAGGGGUCUUUUUGGUCCUGGAUCUGUUCUGGCUCUGCUGGAUGUUUUAGCUACAGCUCUGAUGGUGUUGCCUGACCUAGUAGGACACUGAGAGGGUCUUCUCCUUCCCCUCUCGCUCCUUACUUUCCUCCUUUCACCUAAACAUGUCUGCCCUACAGACCACCUGGCCGCCCGGCACAGAGUGUGUAGCCAGGUACAAUUUUCCCGGCACGUCUGACCAGGACCUGCCCCUCUGUAAAGGAGAUGUCCUGACCAUUAUAGGAGUCACUAAGGACCCAAACUGGUACAAAGCCAAAAAUACAGUGGGACGAGAGGGUACCAUCCCAGCAAACUAUGUUCAGAAACGAGAAGGGGUGAAGUCCUGUGCCAAGCUUAGUCUCAUGCCAUGGUUCCAUGGGAAGAUAACGCGAGACCAGGCGGAGAGGCUGCUGUACCCGCCUGAAAAGGGACUCUUCCUGGUGCGAGAGAGCACCAACUUCCCCGGAGAUUACACACUCUGCGUCAGCUGCGACAACAAGGUGGAGCACUACCGCAUCAUCUACCACAACUGCAAACUCACCAUCGACGAGGAGGAGUACUUUGAGAACCUCAUGCAGCUCGUGGAGCACUACACCAAAGACGCAGAUGGGCUGUGCACCAGACUUAUGAAACCCAAACUCAUGGAGGGGACAGUGGCAGCACAGGAUGAGUUUUCACGAAGUGGAUGGGCAUUGAACCGCAAAGAACUGAAACUUCUUCAGUCCAUAGGGAAGGGGGAAUUUGGGGACGUGAUGGUUGGCGAUUACAGAGGCACUAAAGUAGCUGUGAAGUGCAUCAAACAUGAUGCCACCGCACAGGCCUUCGUUGCUGAGGCCUCCGUCAUGACGCAAAUGCGGCACAACAACCUCGUACAACUUUUAGGAGUGAUCGUGGAGGAGAAGGGCAGCCUGUUCAUCGUCACGGAGUACAUGGCCAAGGGCAGUCUGGUGGACUACUUGCGUUCCAGGGGGCGCACUGUUAUUGGGGGAGACUGUCUACUCAAGUUCUCCAUGGAUGUAUGUGAAGCCAUGGAGUAUCUGGAGGCCAAUAACUUUGUGCACAGAGAUCUGGCCGCUCGUAAUGUUCUAGUGUCUGAGGACAACAUUGCCAAAGUCAGUGAUUUUGGUUUGACCAAGGAGGCAUCGUCCACUCAGGACACAGCCAAGCUCCCUGUGAAAUGGACAGCUCCUGAAGCCCUGAGAGAAAAGAAGUUUUCCACUAAGUCUGAUGUAUGGAGCUACGGCAUCUUGCUGUGGGAGAUCUACUCCUUCGGCCGUGUGCCAUAUCCAAGAAUCCCUCUGAAGGAUGUGGUUCCGCGAGUGGAGAAGGGCUACAAGAUGGACGCCCCAGACGGCUGCCCACCCGUCGUCUACGACAUCAUGAAGCAGUGCUGGACCCUGGAUGUGGCUGUGCGGCCCAGCUUCAAAGAGCUGAGAGAGAGCCUGCAGAACAUCUGGACCAAUGAGCUCUACCUGUGAGAGCAGACACGCAGAUGGACACAAAAACGCAAUGAGAGAGAGAGAGAGAGAGAGAGAGAGUGGAGGAGGACGACAGCAGCUCCUCACUGGGACCAUAUACACAUCCUCAGACCAGCACUCUGACUUCACACAGAAGACUUUAGACAAAAAAGACAUGCACAGAACUUUUAAUUAUGGCCAAAUUCUGUUAUUGAUCACCACUUUGUUUUUGUUUAGUUUCUUUCACUGUGCCUUCAUGAUUUAUUUUACAGAAUCGGGGAGGCUGGGCUUCUCUAGAGUAUUCCAAUGUUUUUGAUUUAAACAUCAGCAGCCUUGUAAAAACCCUUCAUGUCCUCACCUUUCAAUGUCCCCCAGUCCUGAGGGUUAUUGUCAUAAAGCAAGACUGCUCAGUUAGCCAUGUAAGUAAAACCUUUCCAACAAGGGGAAAAGUAUGGGACGUUCCUAUUGGACAGUCUUCACUUUGGCUGAGGCAAGAAACUUACCUCACGCAAGUAUGUGAACCCAAACGCAAUUACACUGUUACAUAAUGAAAGACAUGGUUAGUGAUGUAACGAAUUAUAUUUACAUCUGAUUUACAGUCUCUAUUGACAGAUGUAAGUCUGCACUUUACACUGUCAAGAAAAAACAAAAACAUGGCCGAAAUGUGCC